AUGCGCACGGCUGUAAUUCUUGCAGUGGUUCCCAUAACCAUUGCCAGCGCAAUCCCAGCAUUGGGAGAUCGAUUUUCUUCCUCAUUCGAUAAGAGAGACGAUAUCUCUGCUAUCACCUUCAGGGGAAAGAUUCUGUCUGCUGAUCUCUACGCACGCGAUGCCGGUCUCAACCAGCAAACCUACCAAGCUAACCAGAAAGGUACUCAAUGGAAGAAGUGCAAUCCCUCGAACAUUGUUGUGAGACGCGAAUGGUCUUCGUUCUCAACCUCUGAGAAGAAUAACUACAUUUCCGCAGUACUGUGUAUCGCGAAACUACCACCCAAGACUCCCAAGUCCGAGUGCCCGGGUUGUAAGAAUCGCUACGAUGAUUUUGUUGCCACCCACAUCAAGCAAACCUUCUUUGUAAGCCACGAUGAUGUCUACUACAAUUGGCCACGCUGGGCCGAUAACCCAAACAAAUCUCCUGCUCUCGAUGGCAGCAUGACCUCGCUAGGUGGCAAUGGUGUUUCCGGGUGCCAGAACCAGACCUUCUACGGCAUUCCCACCAACGAAGCCCCAUUGAUCAACAUCCCGAAAGGAUCUGGGGGUGGUUGUGUAACUUCAGGGCCCUUGAAAGAUUGGAGCGUGAAUCUUGGUCCACUUUUCACGGGCGUGACAUGCAGUCCCCCGAACCCCAUCACGAACUUCACCGACCCCAAUUUCGGUCUAGGAUCGAAUCAGCGCUGCUUGAAGCGCGACAUUUCAGCGUGGACAUCGAGCCAGUGGACUAAUGAUGAGAUGGUAACCAAACUACUCAACAGCCCGGACAUGAAGACCUUCUGGUUCGACAUGCAAGGUGGCCAGAACGCCUUCUCGAACAACUUCAUGGGCGUCCACACCGCUGGUCAUUUCACGAUCGGCGGUGACCCAGGUUCUGACUUUCUUGCUUCUCCCGGAGACCCUUGGUAG
Parastagonospora nodorum SN15 is the source of this 948-nucleotide messenger RNA. RefSeq lists its product as hypothetical. The transcript is spliced from 3 exons. NCBI's taxonomy places the organism in Eukaryota, Fungi, Ascomycota, Dothideomycetes, Pleosporales, Phaeosphaeriaceae. Bases 1 to 948 code for a protein of 315 amino acids. Gene Ontology annotation, molecular function: oxidoreductase activity. The record is from RefSeq and is a predicted model, not a curated record.